GACGGGAAUACAACAUGGCGCGCUGAGGGAACGGCUCGGCGACCCGCAGGCGAGCGCAGGAUGAACAAAUAUAAACCAGUUUGUAAGAUAGGAGCGGGAACGUUUUCUGAUGUCCUGAAGAUGUUGAGUCUUAGAGAUGGAAAGUACUAUGCAUGUAAAUGCAUGAAACAACAUUUUAAAAGUAUUGAACAAGUGAAUAAUCUGAGUGAAAUACAAGCCCUGAGGAGGUUGAGUCCACAUCCUAAUAUCCUUACGUUACAUGAAAUUGUUUUUGAUAAAAAAGCUGGCUGCCUUUCACUGAUAUGUGAACUUAUGGAUAUGAAUAUUUAUGAGCUGAUAAAAGGACGGAGAAAGCCAUUAUCUGAGAAAAAAAUAAAGAACUACAUGUACCAGUUAUGCAAAUCUCUUGAUCACAUACAUAGAAAUGGGAUAUUUCACAGAGAUGUGAAACCAGAAAACAUAUUAAUAAAGCAGAAUACCCUGAAGUUAGCUGAUUUUGGAUCUUGUAGGACGAUAUAUUCUAAGCAGCCAUACACAGAAUAUAUCUCCACACGCUGGUACCGAGCACCUGAAUGCUUGCUUACAAACGGCUACUAUAGCUACAAAAUGGAUGUAUGGAGUGCUGGCUGUGUUUUCUAUGAAAUCACAAGUUUUCAGCCUCUCUUUCCUGGAUCUAAUGAUCUAGACCAGAUUUCAAAAAUCCAUGAUGUGAUAGGCACUCCUGCCAACAGAACUCUCAACAAGUUCAAGCAGUCAACAAUUUUGAAUUUUCAUUUCCCUUUUAAAAAAGGAAAAGGGAUACCUCCUCCAGUGCACAAUUUAUCUGCUAGAGGAUUAACUCUCCUGUACGCAAUGAUAACAUACGAUCCUGAUGAGAGAAUUGCUGCCCAUCAAGCAUUGCAGCAUCCUUAUUUUCAGGAGCUCUGGGCAGCUGAUACACAGGCGUUGGCCACGCACAAAAAAGUAAGAUUACUAGAAAAUACAGGAGGGCAAGUGCCUCUGCAUUUGUGGCAAAUUUCAAAGGGAAGUCAAGGAGAGCAUUCUCUUAGGAAAGCCCAGGAUAAAGCAAAACGUCAGCAUGGAUUUCCUUGUGGAGAGCUACCACUGUUAAGACCUUCUGGAGCAGCUAACUUGCCUUCCCUUCCUACACCUACUUCGCAGUCAGUUUUUCCUGCAGCUAAGAAAAGUGGUGCAACCUCUGUGCUGCAGUCUGUUAGAUUUAUUGGAUCCAAUAUGGAGGUACAGAUUCUCACUUGCUCGUUAAAGUAUAACAAUAGGUUUUAUGGAGCAUAUUUUAAACUUCUGUUGUUUCUUCAACAGUCUGAGAAACAGAAGACCCUUAAGUCUUCCCUAAAACAUUACCACUUACCUGCUAUAGAACGAAGAGGAGAAGGUUACUGGCCAUUUUAAGGUAUUGAGAGUGUGAAGAAAAACAAGAGUAUGCAGUGAUCACUGUUAGAGAUCCAACAAGAACAACAGUGCUUUAUUUUGUGUUUUUCUGACAACUGUCAGAAACCUCCCAGAGCUAUAAAAGGCUGCUCACCUAAUGCUUUGGUGUUCUGCUACCGAAGAUGAUCGAUGUUUAAUUAAACACUCUGCACUGGACUUUCUAAAUAUAUAUAUUUUUUCCUUUUAGAACCCGACAGAAGAAGGAAUUGGUUAAAAAUAACGAGAGGAUUUGAUGAGGUUCAGUAUUAGGAAUGGAACGUUGCCCACAGAAUACAGGGUUUCAUAUUAGAUAAUAAAUGACUGCUAACUUCUGGAAAGUAUUUACUUCCUGUAUUCAAUGACUUCAACCUCAAGCUUUACCGAGAACUUGCAGAUUAUACAAACAUAUGUUUGAUUUUGAUCAAGUUAGCAUAACUGGUCAACAUUUUUAUAUACCCACCAGUUAAAAGGGUAAGCAACUUUUUAUCUGAUUCAAGAGCAAGCCAGCUAAGACUCUGCUCACAUACUUGUCUUAGCGGAGGAACUGCAGUCCAACAGUAGAACAGAGAAAAGGGAGACUCGAACUGCAGAAUGCAACGGCACAGGUAGGUGCUGUUUCUCUUUUUAGUUGAAAGUCGUACUGAGGAAGGUCAUCUUCCUCCUACUUCUAAGUAGAAAAUAAUUCCUAACCACGAUUAUAUCAGAAGUGAGUGUGAAUACGUGAAGACACGGUGACCAGCUGAGUUAUACUGUCCUGCUGCUGAUAGUCAUCUUUGUGUUGAAACCAAACAGGUGGAGAGCUUGAGCGGUAAUAAGGCAAUCCAAUAUUUGUUUGAAUUUCUAGCAUUGGUUUAUAUUAAAAAAAAUAAUAAAUUAAAAGGUGUGAUGCUAAGCUUAGGAAACGGAAUGAAGGACUGCAGCUCUACAGGCAACAAAGUACAAGCAGUAACCUCCAACGUUUUACAUUUUCUGCUCUGAGCUUAUCCGGUGGUUUGUGCUUUUUUUCCUCAAGAGCAGAUGGUGAAAAAAGGUGCUCCGACUUUGUAUAUCACAGCAAUUUUCUCUCACAUCAGUAUUUGAGGCUGUUGGCCUGUUAGAGUAAAAAAAAAGCAAUUCAGCAGAUUGCUUUUGCUAUGAAAAUUGGGUAUUUCAUAUGAAGCACCACUGUGGAAUGUUUUCUUCAUUUAUUUUAAGCUUUCAGGUGGAUCUUGCACAUUUGGGCACAUACAGCGCUUCAUGGACGUUUAUUUAAUAGCAAGUUCCUUACUAUUCUUCUGGAAACCAAAUAUAGUUCUCUGACUGUUGGACUGGUGGGCAAACUUGAGUUUUCCCACUUGCUUUCUAGUUAAAACACAUUCAACUUUAAAAUAUAAAUUGGCAAGCAAUCCUUCCAGCUAAAGUUCUGCAUUGAGACCAUCUCUUUCAUUAUUUAAUUUGCUUUAACCUACAGCUAUUUUUUCCUACCAUGUUAAGAGCUGUGCUUUUUAUAGAACUCUACAUUAUUUCCAGGUAAGUUGUUUUCUUUUUCUUCCUAAAAUCAGUUUUCCCAUAGUGAAGAAAGGAUGGGGGGUGGAGGGCUUCCAGGUGAUUGCCCAGUGGUAGAGAUACUGCAAAAAACCAGAAGCACACACGGACUCCUUCUUUGCUAUUCAACUAUGAUUUGUAGCAGGACGUGCUCUGCAAACAGGUAUGUAAGUAGCUGCUGUUAUUACCCUGAUGUUGGAUGCUAUGAUCCUUAUGGUACUGUUGUUGGUUUUUUUUUUCCUACAGCAGGUAAAUUACAAAAAGUCCUUUAAAGGCCUUUAUUACAUCUUUUCCUCAGCUGUUUCACUUUGACUCAAACAGUAUGAAGCACUCAUACAAAGAACUCUCCAGGGAGGUAACUGCAUUAGUUUUUAGUGACAAGGUUUAUCUGUAUUUUAACAGCUAAACCCAAUACGUUAAUAAAACAGAACUUCUGAACAAUAAUGCUGCUCAGUUUCAGUAUUUUCCCCAUUCCUUCUAUUUUAGAAAACCCCAAGUAUAUUAGAGUUGUAAAGUACAGUUCUGUCUUUAAGUGAUGUAGACAAUCCAAAUGCCAGUUUAUAAAUACAGCUGGCACUUCUUUAUGUGCCAGCUGCAUGACGAGAAUAAGAGAUGUAGUUACAAGCAGCUAUGCAGUUGUUUCUCUCCAGGUUUUCAUUCAUCUCCCGCCUAAAGGUGCCUAAUGGUUACUUGCAAUUAAAAGCAUUCCAACCCAGCUACGUGGCUGGGAGCAGGACAGGCAGUUGGUUGCUGAAUUACGGCCUCAUGCACAGCUCCUGCCUACUGUCAGGCACGCUGCACUCUCAGGCUUGUGGCCUCAGCUCUGCUCUGCUGACCCAAUGCCCAUCUGCAAGACUGGCCAAGAGGCUGCGUGUUUCUGCUCAGCACUGAGAGAUGCCAGGGAUGUGGGUCAUUGCUGGGGCUUGGGAUGAAACAGCAGCUCUCUUUUUUUCAAUCUUUGCAAGAAAUGCCAAAAAACAGUUGAAAUGUUCUGUUGCCAGUGACUUAAAUUUGUGUUGAGACAAGCAGCAUUAAAGUGUACAUAUGCGUGAGGUGCAUUUCCAUAAUAGUUAUCAAUUUAAAACUGUUGAAUUGUAAACGAGAUGCCUCUAAGAGGGAACAACAAGUUGUCUCAAAACCAUGUCUUCUGCAUGCUGACAUCAUUUUAAGUUUGCCAGGUCAGAAGGUGGCUGUGUCUGCUCCCGCUGGAUUAUUCACUUCUAACCUCCCAGACAAACAGGCAGCAUUACGGGAUUACAGAAUCCUCACCCCACAAAGCUGUCUGCGAGAUUUCCGCUGCCUGAUGUGCUUUGAGAUCAACCAUGAAGAAUGAGAACGGACCAAAGUUACUUCGUUUUCCUAGUCAAAAUUCAACUAUAUUAAACAUGAAGCAAUGUUCCAGCUCCUGCAGAAACUGGUAGCAAGUGCUGAAAUGCAGUGCGGUGCCUGAUUCCCCAGCGACUACAACCAGCUCUGGAACACAUAAGUUCCAAGACCAGGCACACAGAUUCUCUCAGCCCUGGGUUCAUCUUCCACGCUGUGCAUAUUCCCUGCAACCAAAGCCCACACAGCUGGCACACGAGCAGCCCUUGUUCUAAAUGAUUCCUGCAUCUGUGAGCAGGCAGGGCACAGGGACACCAAACUGCAGAGAACGUUAUGAUCGAUGCGUGUACACAUCCUAAAACUCAGCAAGUAUCUUCUUCAAACAUGACCAAGUUACAGCAAUGCAAUUGCUAUCCCAACAUUCACUUCUGUGCCACUGGUCAGUGUUGCGAGUUCCUCUGAACACUUAGUCUUCCAAAAUCAUCUCAGACCACGGAUGUUCAUACAAGGAAAGCAAGAAGGUCAGGGCUUCAGGUGUGAAAGUUUUAUAGAGGAAAGUAAGAAUUUAAGAAUUCCAGGUAGGUCCUGAGUAGCAAGAAAGAUUCAAUGGAGCUCUGCCACAACAAAGCAGCUUUAGGAAGUCUUGUUUAGAAAAGCAUGCGACAGCUCCCAAAAGUUUUGGUACAAAAACUACCAUGUCAGACUGCGAUCUGUAAUACAAAGGCUGUGGGACUGCAAUAUUUCAACUGACAUUCUCCAGGAAAAAGGUUGUAACAACCUCAAAGUUCCCGUGUGGAAACAAAGGAUGAAGGGAUCAGAGCACAGCGCUUUCUGUGGUGAAACCACCCAGCCUGGGCAGGCGGGUGCUGAAGCAUGGAACAAAACCUGCAGCACCUCGUUAGAGCAACAGAAACACUGCUGCUUAAUAGCUGUGACAGAAAAAGUGAAUAAUGGAGAUAACACAGCUUCAGAUCCGCUGCGCCGAAGAGCACAUAGCGCACAUCAGCUUAGCUUAAGAACAAACAGACCGUACUCAGCAUGCAACACAGACAAAUCAAGAGAUUGUUCAGAAAAGUUUUGAAAAUAAAUGCAGUCUUUUAUUAGCACUGUUAUUCUGUCAGCACGUGAUGUUGGCAGGGGGCGAGAAACAGAGCAGUUACGAAACUCAAGUCAGGAAUUGGAUAGGACCACCUUCGUCAGAACCUCAGAGAGAGCCCCAAGGAGGUGCUGCAUCAUUGCUGUUCCACUGGGCCUCUUUGGCAGAGGGCUGGGUUGUUUUUCUGCCAUCAGCAACGUGGGAGCAUCACACGUGCAGUCUCAGGGCACGCUGCCACACCACAUUGAUCCACACGUUCUCUGGCUUCCCGAAACACACAGCGCUUUGUGUAUUCAGUAAAAACUUUGAAGGCAUCAAUAGGGUUGCAUGGGAAUAAAAAGUGUAACAAACGCAAUCAAAAUGACCAUUUCCAUCCAAAUGCACAAUGCUCAGCCCUGUGGUCUGCUCAGAAAGCCCUGCAGAGGCCAGCCCUCGCGAUUCCUGAGAUGGCAGGGAGUUGUUUUUAAGAUCUGUUUUUUUUCCUCAAUUACACGAAACACAGUUUCCUAAUAGAAACUCUGUGAAUAGUGUGAAAGAUCAGGAUGAGACAGCUGAUGGGAAAAACACAUCAGGAAGACACAGCUAAUCAGAAUAAAAGCUAUCAAUAGCUACAGAGUUGAUAUUUUCUUUAUGUAAAUUAGAACAGCGCUAAUUGGAGCCAAAGGUGUCACUGAUGUAGACAGCAAACUGCACAUUUGGACACAUGGUCAAGUCACCGUAAAGCUGCUGCCUAUGUGUGAAUGCACAGCUCUGUUACUGGAUGCUAACAGCAGCGACUGGGGAACUCGCUGGAUGGCAGAGCUCUGCACAAUUCUGCUUUGCUUGGAAAUUGAAAAGUAGGUGAAAAAAGCAGCGAAGCAAACAGUCGAGUGCAAAUACAACCAAUGUAAAACUUUCCGGACGCACAGAGGCCAACAGGUCCCACAGUACACGUCACUAAUUUGCAAUUAGGCCAGCAACAAACAAUAGCGGAGUUAACGAACACCCAUGCAAAAAUGCCAUUGAUCUGUUCUGUCAUUGCUGCUAUUGCCAAUAUAUGAAAUAAUAAUUACUGGCAGAGCAUUGCGCACACAUUUCUUGUUCAAAACUGUGAUAUUCAGAGUCACCUGAAACAAAAAGUCGUCCAGACUGAGCGCUUCACUUGACAAAAGUCCCACGGCCUAAUCCCGCGUUGGAGCAAUAAUAUGCUCCAACAAAAUGAGAUUUUUCACAUCUGUUUAAAAUCCUGCAGUCAAAUCAGCUGAAUUGGAUUAAGAUUAGUGUGAACAAAUGGCCAACAGAUUCUUAUACAGAUGAGUCAGCAUUUAUUAGCUUAAAUCACUGAACUGCAUAUAUUUACUAAAUCAGAUACUUUUUAGUAAAUCAGUCUCUGACAGAGUCAAAAUUUAUCACUGAAGAAGGUUAAAGAAGUUCCAAGGCAGUGCUUGCUGAACAGUAACAAAACCUGCUACAGAGAAACAUUCUGUAUGGAAUUCAGCUAUCAGUUUGGCUCUGCCCUCCUAUCUUUACAAUCUGUAUACUGUAGAGUUCUAAAUGUUAUUUGCACUUGGUUGGCUUUGUUUUAUUCUAGUAGCGUUAUAGAAAAGUAUAACUUGAACCAUUUGGCAGAUCAGAUCUCCUGAAAGCAUGUAGUAGCAACACUUGCCCUUCACUUCUCCAUAUCCAAAGGAAUUUUUCUUGUAACAGAGAUGCAUCACCAUUUUGCUUGCCAUCAAUGAAAAGCUGUUAGAAGACUAGCAAAAAAUCUUGCCUGUGUAGCAGUACAAGGUAUGGUUACCUCAAGACUAGUUUUUGAAUGGCAAAUGGAAGAAUUUUUGCUUCUUUCCUGUUGGAGAAGAGUAAGGUGCAACUAAGCAUCACGGAAAGCACAGAAUGCUUUUGCCAGCAGAAACCUGAUUUCACUCAGUCAAUAAGAACUGCAGCUUCAUUCAGGCAGCGACGGCUCACAUGGCCAGAACACUUCUCUCUCCAGCCUCUCCAAACUAUAAAAAGCCAGUUAAGGUUUUAACUUUCUAGAUUAGAAAAUAACGCAAUUGAAAUAAACCAGGAGAAAAACUGGGGGAGAAUCAGAUGACUGAAGGGAAGCUCAUCUUGGUUAGUUGUAGAAUAAACAUGAUCUCAGCAUGACAAGAGAUGAAACAAAGGAAGAAGCACCUACCUAACAUCCAACUUGAAAAACAGAAAAUAAUGUGACCAAGCAAGUUAUUUCCUUGACAAGUUUGUGCAACGUCAUUAAAUAAAGGAAGGUGUCUUCUCGCUUGCAUGUUCCAAGUCAUCUUUUGUUAUCUUCUGUGACUGCAGACCUUGUGAAGUUGGUUUGGUUUCACACACUGACGGUAGAGAACUGGUUUGAACAACCUGUUCUUGCAUCACAUGAUGUAAUUGGCCCACGUCAGCUUUCGGGACUGAUUUAUUUGACUGAUUUAUUUUGUUUUUCCAUUGGCCUCUGUUCUUAAAUACACACAUUAUACACAAA
Messenger RNA from Centrocercus urophasianus (Greater sage-grouse), 7847 nucleotides. RefSeq names its product MOK protein kinase (gene MOK). NCBI's taxonomy places the organism in Eukaryota, Metazoa, Chordata, Aves, Galliformes, Phasianidae. The record is from RefSeq and is a predicted model, not a curated record. Gene Ontology annotation, molecular function: protein serine/threonine kinase activity; ATP binding. Gene Ontology annotation, biological process: intracellular signal transduction; protein phosphorylation. Gene Ontology annotation, cellular component: nucleus; cytoplasm.